This is a messenger RNA of Liolophura sinensis, 3440 nucleotides long. Its product is annotated as osteopetrosis-associated transmembrane protein 1-like. Bases 103 to 1134 code for a protein of 343 amino acids. The transcript is spliced from 6 exons. The record is from RefSeq and is a predicted model, not a curated record. NCBI's taxonomy places the organism in Eukaryota, Metazoa, Mollusca, Polyplacophora, Chitonida, Chitonidae. Gene Ontology annotation, cellular component: cytosol.
GGAAAGGAAUAUGACUUUGUCAGCUGUUUGUUACGAAACAAAUCUCUGGUACUUCUGGUACAGAGAUGUUCCGCGAUUAAAUUGAAUGAUUAGAGAAAGGACAUGGCCAUUUGUAGUUUGAAUACUUUUGCCAGUUGGUGUUGUUUAUUGGCCGCUUUUGUAACAGGGGAGUCUGGCAAUACUUUGGACUCUUCUUGGGAACAACAACAACAUGAUCUUCACGGGAUGUUGAGAAAACAACUCGACUUUCCUUAUGAGGAUUCAAGCUUUUUCACUUUCAGUGAUAUGGAGAAGAUAGUUGGCGGAAAUAUGACUCCGCCAUUUGUUGUUAGUGAUACAUGUAAAGCGUAUUUACUUGCUUAUAGUUCAAAUGCCUCAGACUUCGUUCAUUGUGCCAUUAGAUACGCCAGGCCGUUCAGAUUUUGUGGUUCUUGUGUGGUACCAUACACUAAAGCCAUCAAUCUAUACUGCGAUAUUGUGAAGAAAGGUGAUGGGACCUGUAACCGUCAACUUCUUAACUCAGACAGGAUACACCUGCUCACCCAAACAAAUGCUUACAUGCAAACCUUGUGGGAAACCUCUGAUUGUGAUAGCUGCUUCAGUUCAGUUGUGGAACAUGAAGAUGGAAGUGUGGACUUCGAAAUUGAAAAUAAAACCAUGAUAUUCCUAGAGCUGUACAAUGAGACUGGAACAUGUAUGAAUGUUACUGACCAGGAGCUGGAAGAUUUCACGCAUUGGGCUAACGGCAGCAAUAGCUCAGUCUGCAAGGAAUGUGAAGAUUCCUAUCGAAGACUGAAUCAGCAUUUUAACUCCAUAUUGAAAAUUUCUCAAAACCAUGUGUGUAUGGAUGUGGUUGACAUUAUGAACUACACCCGUCAGAUGUGGAGUCAGUAUUUCAACUGCUCACAUAGAACAGGGGACAUGCUGCCAAUCCUCUGCCUGACUGCAGUCUUUUGCCUCUGUCCUGUCAUCUUCUAUGUUGGCAAUAGAAUACACGGGGAACCAGACUCAAACAGACUAAAAAUUGCGAAGCAAAAACGGUUCCCAAGGUUUCGACGACAUCGAAACUAUGGAUCAGCACCAAUACACACAGAAAUCAUUCUACCAGCCCCAACCACAAAUAGUACGAACUGAGAGUGAAUAUCUACUUUACAAGAAGAUUUUAUGAAUACCCAACAACAUUCCAGCUCUGUGAUCAUGCCAGGCAAUUUCACUGAGGAGCCUGUUGAAAAGUUUGAAGGAUGUCCACACGGCCAGCAUUCCUCUAAUCGCCACAAGUUCUGAUGCAUCCGAGUCCCAAACCAAGAAACAUGUACAUCUGCUAAUUUCCAGGCAGUUUCUUUGGUUACAAAGUUUUGUGUCAUUAUUAUAUGGCUUAGUGCUCAUUGGGGUGAUAUGACGUAUAAGGAGUCCCUAAUAGUGCAAUAUAGAAAGCAUGUUGGUGCAUACGUUUAACUUAACUGUCAUGUUUGUAGGUACUUUUUGUUGCAUAUUUAUAGAAACUUUACACAUAUUCUGAAAUCAUUUCUUAGGGCUUUCAAGCACAUAUUGUAGUAUUGUGUCUUAAAAGGCUUUUUCUUAUCUUUAUUUUCAACUACAUGUGGUUUACUUGAAUGACUUAUUAAAGUAAGAACAUGCCAGAACAUGUACAUGUAUGUUGAAGUAGUUACUUGGCAAGGUAUAACAGCUUCUACCAGAUCCCUUAGCCCAUAAUCUUGACUAAGGUCGUUGAAGUGAAAUGUCCAUUAAGUAUGGCAUAAUACACUGUUGCUAGCAAGCUGCCAUUGUGGCAUACCUUGCGAACUGGGUAUAAGUGUUGGACUGUCAGUCACGAUUACACAACCUCCACGUGUACAGUACAGUAUAAGAAAACCAAUUCAUUCUUCACCAUAAACCUACUCAGCCUGUAGCUGAACAGGCCAGUCAGUGUUAUUUUUUUUGUUCAUCAACAACUUACUGAACCUUGACUGUAUAGCAGAAAUGCUCAAGUUGUUAGAUGUGACACAAGGCAGUUGCCAUACAUGUGAAUUCUGGAAAACCUAGGCCAUAUUCCACAAAGAAAUCUUAGUGCUAAUUUCACAUACAAUAACCACCAAUGCAGGGAUUCAUAGAAGUUCAAAUUUUACAAAUGAAAACUCAAAAUGGAAGUGACAUAUCUCCCCAGUUUGAUAUAUAAUGACCCAGUUUAUUAAGAUCCUGAGUGACAUGCCGUGGCUAGUUAACGGAAAUUGGAUCAUGUAUAAUGCUGCGAUGGCCGAUCGCCUGAGAAACACUUUUAAUUUAUUUUGAAAAGGCCAGCUCUACCAAUUCAGUUUUUCACGUUUUUUUCCAAAUUCAGUUAUCAGCAACUAAAUUGAGUAUCAUUAUUUCUCUUGUUAAAAUUUUUUUAAGGAAAAUAUUCUGUUGCGGCGCCAAAUUGAGUUGUAAACUCCCAUUUAUGAGCUCACUUUUACGAACCAAAUAUUGGUUUGCAAAAUCAAGGUGUAUGAAUCCCAGCAAUGCUGUUUGUAAUGGUAUGCAUUUAUUUAAAUUUUGAACUAUAUCGUACAUAUACAUGUGCCAGUAUGUCACACAGAUGAAAUAUACUUGGCAAAUGACGCUGGCAUGUUUUUCCUGUAAAGCACACACAUUAAAAAUUUGUAAACAAACCAGAUGUAUUUAUUGAACACAAAUGUCAUAUAUUUUGAUAUAUUUUGUCAUAACAAGGACAGAAGCAACAAUAGCUGGUUAUGAGAUGAACAAGAUGAGAGUUCUGUACAUUUCAUGUUUGAUGUAUGACUGAAUUGAUGUAUCUGAAUUAUUAUAUAUAUAUAUAUAUGGGUGUUGCUAGCUAUUGAAUGAAUUUAUAUACAUUUAUGGUGUUAAUAUUUUGAAGGUGUAAUUUGUUUAAUUCUUCAUGCAUUUACCACGCAUUAUGUCCCAAUGUUCUAAUGUUGGAUUAAAAGACAUUACAAAUCAUGAAAUGCCAUAAUUGUCUAUCACUUCCAAUGUUCAGACAUAUUACAAUAAUAUCACAACAUUGUAUACCCAAGUACAGUCAGCUUGUGUGUUAAAAAGAAAAGAAACAUUAAAAGUAAAAAAGUGUUAGCAGAAAGACAAUUAAAAACUGAUCUAAAACUACCAUUACCUAUUUUCUUAAGAUUCUUUUUCACUGAUUUAAUACAGUCAAAUGUUUGGCUUGCAAUAUGACCAUACUGAUAUUGUCUUCAAUGACAUAAUGCAACCUUUCCAGUCACACCCCACCACCUGGAUUUACACACGGUGCACCGGUCAAAUAGUUGGUUUGUAACAUGACCAAAUUGGUUGUGUACGUCAUCAAUGACCUAAUACAACAUGUUCUACAAAAUCACCUCAGAAUAAAAUUCUCAUACUCCUGCAAUAUGUGCCUGUAAAAUUCUAACAUUAAACCCCUGUUAUAAGAGCAGCGAAAGGCAGUUGUG